Molecule: messenger RNA, 345 nt
Organism: Saccostrea cuccullata (small rock oyster)
Lineage: Eukaryota; Metazoa; Mollusca; Bivalvia; Ostreida; Ostreidae
Product: large ribosomal subunit protein eL27-like
Exons: 3
Coding region: 1-345 (114 amino acids)
Biological process (GO): translation
Cellular component (GO): ribosome; cytosolic large ribosomal subunit
Molecular function (GO): structural constituent of ribosome
Source: RefSeq, a predicted model, not a curated record
AUGGGCAAAUUUAUGAAACCAGGCAAAGUUGUGCUUGUAUUGAGUGGACGAUUUGCUGGGAGAAAGGCAGUUAUUGUCAAGAACCACGAUGAUGGCACACAAGACAAACCAUAUGGACAUGCUCUUGUAGCAGGAAUUGACCGUUACCCACGAAAAGUGACAAGAAAAAUGGGCAAGAAGAAAAUGAAGGACAGGUCUAAACUGAAGGCUUUCCUGAGAGUAUACAACUAUAACCAUCUGAUGCCCACUAGGAGCAAGGCUCCUGCUAUCCAUUGUCUUGAGCCACAGUUAGAAAUUCACUUAAACAUCUCUGCUACAUUUACCUGUGGCUGCUUAAACACAUAA